GUGAGCAUGUAAUCUAACCUAUAGAAGAUGCUUUUCAUCAAGAUAUAUUUGGAGUUUACACACGAUAUGCACAUACGUGACAAUCGAUAAAGCGAUCAACUCUACGGAUUCGAUACUUUCAAUAUUAUGGAAAAUAAAAGACUUUCAGUUUGCUUAAAAGGAAAAAGUAUUUAUGUUUGUUGAUUUAACAGUUGCUAGUUGAAAGUUUUUUUACCUGGAAAGUGAUCUAGUGAAUGUCCAUCAGACAACGAGAAGUAAAGGUCGAAUAGUUCAGAUUCGACAUAAACGCAAUCAACUACACGAAGAGUUCUGACGGAUUACAACCCAACCACGAUAGUCAGAAAUAGGCAAGAGGAGCAAGGAGGGCACGUAAAACAUGGCGGAAGCCGUUGUGGACGGGACUCCAAUGUCCCGAUUUUUUUGUCAUAAAUGCAGCAUCGAAAUUGAAGUUUUACUACCUGAUUAUACAUGUCCAAGAUGUACAAGUGGUUUCAUAGAAAAAUUAGAAAGCGGUAGCAAUGAUAGUAGCUCAGGAAUGGAUAUUAGCAGUGAAGAGUCAAGUGACCAUGAGGAAACGACACGUGAUGUGAGUGAAUUUGCUUUUUAUAUUCUAUGUCUUGUUCCUAAUUUCAGUCUAAUCUUUUUUAUGCAGCUUACACGUAUCAUAACGGAUAGGAUGUUUGGUGUACCUGAUCCAAGACCUCCUACUGGUUGGAGACGAGUUAAUUGGACCCAAACUACAUCAGAUUCACGUCGUUCCAACAGUGGUCGAGGAAUGCAAGAUGGAACCUUGUCUGUACAGAACUUUAUACAAGAUUUGUUACUUAAUCUCUCAGGAGCGGGUGUAGGUCAUCCAAUAACACAAGAUGGACAACCACCUGUAUUCAAUAUUAGACUGUUCUUGGGAAAUCCUGGAGAUUAUGUUUGGAGUCAGGAUGGUUUGGACACGAUUGUAACACAAAUGUUAAAUCAACUGGAUGGAACUGGACCGCCUCCUUUGCCAAGGAAGCAAAUCGACGAAAUACCAACAACUACUGUAACUCAAAGUCAAGUUGAAAGUAAACUUCAAUGUUCUGUUUGCUGGGAGGACUUCAAAGUUUUGGAAUCAGUCAAGCAACUUCCUUGUCAACAUGUAUUUCACGCACCGUGCAUUGUACCGUGGUUACAGUUGCAUGGAACUUGUCCUAUUUGUAGACAGAGUUUAGGUGAUCAAAAUUCCGCAGAAGCAAAUCAAUAUACUGUUGGGCCUAGUUUAGCAGCCCUGUUCAGGGCAGCGAAUGAAUCAACUAACACUAGCUCAUCAUCUACAUCAUCAAGUGAGAAUUCAGAUUGAUUAUUCAAUCUCAACGCUUUCUCUACCUAGCAGGACACAAGUAUACACACAACACACAUCUGUUUUUCACAUCAGGUUUAUUUCCUGGCACUGUUGACUCCAGCAAUGCUUAUAUACUUCGUAAACAUUGUAUCCCGACGCUAACAUAAAUUUCAAGCUUUAUACCUUAAUCAACAAUGUAAUUAUAAAUCAUAAAGAAUAAUGGAGUAUCGAGUUACAACUUACAAUACGUUACUUCAAAUGGAUUAUAUCAAGGUGCGGAUUAUCACGAGUCAAAGAAUGUAUCCGCGCAUACGUAUUUAACGUUGAAGUAAUCAUUGUUACUAUAUAGAUGCUAUUAUAGUUUACAACAAAACGCAGUUCAUUAAGUUUCCUGAAGAAAUAUGUCCAAAAAUUUUAAACGAUUUAUGCGUUUAUUUAUAAACAAUUCGGAUUUUAAUGUUUAAUAAAUUUAAUGUAGCAGAAUAAUAACUAGAAAGAUAAACAUUGUAAUAUAACUCAAGCAUAGAAAGGCGGUGAGCGUUAGUGGUUUUCAUUUUGUACAGUUCAGUCGAAAAUUCAUGUGCAAAAUAAGCGCAUCAAAUAUAGCAAAUUUCCUGCAACUGUGAAUGACAUCAUAUACAGUUUAAUACUAUUAAUUGUAUUAUACGUUCUUCUAAGUUUCCAACUUACUUGAAAUUGAAACAUUACCGUUUUUGUUUGUAUUUAAAGUCGUAUCUCUUUACACCAGUAUUUUUUUUUUUACAAAUUAUUAUCGAUAUAUCGUAUUUUGAAUGAUACUAAUAAAAGAACAAUAUAGACGAUACUGGUGUAUAGCGUACAUAUAUAAGAAGAUAUUGUUUUAAAACUUUAUCAUGAAAAAGAGAAGCCAUUAUGUAUAACUUACAACAUAGAACAAUCUCGAUAUUUAUGUCCUUAUUUGUAUUUAUGUUUUGUCAAAAAUAACCCAUACAGACUAUCUUUUACAGUCUGUGUCGUUUUUCCAACAUCAACCACCAAAUUAAUUCACAAAGUCAAUCAUAGGUGCUCUACUUGAAGCAUAAAUCAUGAUUUGCGACUUGUUCGUAUAUCUUAAAACUCUCUUGUGGAGGACGAUAUAAAUACAAAUCUUUGUUCGCUUGUAGUUCACAGUCGGUAAAGAAUUUAAGUACCAUAAAUAUUACAAGAAUAGUAGGCAUUGUGAAUAGUGAUUAGAGAUGGCUACGUAUUAUGUUUACAUUUAUAGUUCUUAACACGUUACACGACUGAAAUUGUUACUACCGGCGAUACCAAGAUUAAACGCUCCUUCAAAUUGCCAUAUUAUCUAGAACAUAAUAAGGUAUAAUGUUAUGGAUAAAGUUUGAUUUGUUUCGUCUACUUAAUAAGAAUGUGAAAUACACUUUAAUUUGCUAUGUUGCCCGUUUUUAAUAUAACAAAUCAAAAAAAUGAAACAGAAUUAAGAAAA
Messenger RNA from Hylaeus volcanicus, 2777 nucleotides. It is a transcript of the gene Iru, whose product is annotated as E3 ubiquitin-protein ligase Iruka-like. Gene Ontology annotation, molecular function: ubiquitin protein ligase activity. The record is from RefSeq and is a predicted model, not a curated record. Gene Ontology annotation, cellular component: cytoplasm; nucleoplasm. The transcript has 8 exons. The coding region runs from base 377 to 1333 and encodes 318 amino acids. Gene Ontology annotation, biological process: positive regulation of DNA-templated transcription; ubiquitin-dependent protein catabolic process; protein ubiquitination. NCBI's taxonomy places the organism in Eukaryota, Metazoa, Arthropoda, Insecta, Hymenoptera, Colletidae.